AUGGCCCGCACCAAGCACCCGGCCGUCAGGAAGACCAAGGCGCUGCCCAAGAAGCAGCUCGGGACGCGCCCCUCGGCCGGGACGCCGCGGCGGCAGGAGACAGAUGGCGCGGGCACGUCGGCGACUCCGAGGCGAGCCGGGCGGGCGGCGGCCCCAGGGGCGGCUGAAGGGGCAACUGGGCAACCCAAGCAGAGGAAGCCACACCGGUUCAGGCCAGGCACGGUGGCACUGCGGGAGAUCAGGAAGUACCAGAAAUCGGUCGACUUUCUCAUCCCGUUUGCACCAUUUGUUCGUCUGAUCAAGGAGGUCACCGACUUCUUCUGUCCUGAAAUCAGCCGCUGGACUCCCCAAGCGCUCGUUGCAAUUCAAGAGGCUGCAGAGUAUCACCUCGUCGACGUAUUUGAAAGGGCAAAUCACUGUGCCAUCCAUGCAAAGCGUGUUACCGUCAUGCAAAAGGACAUACAGCUCGCGAGGCGUAUCGGCGGGAGGAGGCUUUGGUGA
Triticum turgidum subsp. durum (durum wheat) is the source of this 501-nucleotide messenger RNA. Lineage: Eukaryota; Viridiplantae; Streptophyta; Magnoliopsida; Poales; Poaceae. The record is from the annotation of a GenBank genome assembly.